AUGCCUCACACUAUCCUGACCAAAAGCCCCAGCCUCCUCUGCCUCCCAUCCGUGUAUACAUCCGGUCACAGCAACAUCACCAACACCCAAGAUGACCAAGAGGAUUUGUUCGGAGACUCACCAGAGGAGAUUGACCCCGAGAUACUACAAGAGAUCCUCGGCAAAGACCGUGAACAAGAGGCCGAGGACGAGGGCCCGGCCCCGGCCCCACAAGGCCACAACCCAGUCUCCUCUUGCCGCGCAGGCCACAAACGCCAAAAACCCUCGGCGUUGUGGAAACGGGCCAAGCAACAGUAA
This is a messenger RNA of Pyricularia oryzae 70-15, 297 nucleotides long. RefSeq lists its product as uncharacterized. Bases 1 to 297 code for a protein of 98 amino acids. The record is from RefSeq and is a predicted model, not a curated record. The transcript has a single exon. Lineage: Eukaryota; Fungi; Ascomycota; Sordariomycetes; Magnaporthales; Pyriculariaceae.